GAAAAAUCGCCUCUGGUCCCCGUACAGGCAGUCAACUUCAGUUCGCUUUCCACUUCAGUACCAAACACUCGGUUUUGUGUCCGCUCCAUCGGCAAUAACUAACCCGAAAAAAACUGAAAAUAGUAGACAAAAAGGAGUAGAAAUUUGAAAGAACCCCGAGCAACUCAAGAUGUGUGGUGGCUGGGCCUGUUGUUCCUAUAACCUCGCCUGUUGCAAUCCGCGGCUGUCGACCCUGCGAUUCACCGGGCGCUGUUUCACACCCACGGCCUGCGGUCCAUGUGACGACUGCUCCGUCUACGGCUGCUGCGGCGGCUGCUGCGGAUGCUAGGUC
Molecule: messenger RNA, 331 nt
Organism: Drosophila biarmipes
Lineage: Eukaryota; Metazoa; Arthropoda; Insecta; Diptera; Drosophilidae
Product: male-specific sperm protein Mst87F
Exons: 1
Coding region: 170-328 (52 amino acids)
Source: RefSeq, a predicted model, not a curated record